AUGGCCCGUCUCUCACUCGUGGCUACCCUGGCCCUCUCGGGCACGGCCUCGGCACUCCAGGUCCCCCUGCAGAUGCCCUUUGGACUGUCGUCGCCGUGGUCGUCGCCUAAGCCGGACCUCCCGCUCGUCGAUAGCGAGACCCUGCAGGAUCGCAUCUCGGCUUCUGCGCUCGAGGAGCGUGCCCAGAUUCUGUACGACAUUGCCAGGAGGUCUGAGGAGGACUACGGACACCCGACUCGUGUGAUUGGGAGCCCUGGCCAUACCGGCACACUCGACUACGUCCAGAGGUCGCUCGCCAAGCUCGGGUCGUACUACAAUGUCUCGACGCAGGACUUCCCCGCCGUGACGGGUGACGUGUUCGAGUCGCGUCUGGUGAUUGGCGAUGAGGUGCCGGCAUCUGCGACGCCGAUGGGUCUCACACCUCCGACGAGGCAGAACGAGCCGGUGCACGGUGACCUGGUCCUCGUCGCCAACGAGGGCUGCGAGGCGUCCGACUUCCCCAAGAACGCCAAGGGUAACAUCGUCCUUGUGAAGCGCGGCACGUGCCCCUUUGGCACCAAGUCUGAGCUUGCGGGCCGGGCCGGCGCCCUCGCGGCGGUCGUGUACAACACCGACGCCGAGGUCGUGCACGGCACGCUGGGCACACCGUCGAUCCACCACGUCGGCACCUUUGGCAUCGGUGGCGAGGAAGGAGCCCGGUACGCCGACAAGCUCUCCAAGGGCGAGCCGCUCGACUCGAUCGCCUACAUCGACGCCGAAGUGCGCACCAUCAAGACGACCAACAUCCUUGCCCAGACCGUGGGCGGCGACCCGGACAACUGCGUCAUGCUGGGCGGCCAUAGCGACAGCGUCGCCGAGGGACCGGGAAUCAACGACGACGGCUCCGGCAGCCUGUCCCUACUCGAGGUGGCCACGCAGCUCGCGGCCUUCAGCGUCAACAACUGCGUCCGCUUCGCCUGGUGGGCGGGCGAGGAGGAAGGCCUCCUCGGCUCGGACUACUACGUCUCCGUUCUUCCGGAGGACGAGAACGCCCGCAUCCGCCUCUUCAUGGACUACGACAUGAUGGCCAGCCCCAACUACGCCUACCAGAUCUACAACGCCACCAACGAGGAGAACCCUGAGGGUUCAGCCGAGCUGCGCGAGCUCUACCAGGACUGGUACAGGGCUCACGACCUCAACUACACGCUCAUCCCCUUUGAUGGCCGCAGCGACUACGACGGCUUCAUCAGGAAUGGGAUCCCUGGUGGGGGUAUUGCUGCUGGUGCUGAGGGCAUCAAGACUCGCGAGGAGCAGGACAUGUUUGGUGGACAGGAGGGCAAGUGGUAUGACGAGUGCUACCACCAGCUUUGCGAUGACACGAGCAACGUUGACCUCACAGCUUGGGAGGUCAACACCAAGCUCAUCGCUCACUCUGUUGCCACCUACGCCGUCUCCUUCAAGGGCUUCCCCGAAAGGACUCUCGAGGCGGAUAUCGCUACCCGCAACGUCGAGACCAAGUACCACGGUCACAAGCUUGUCAUGUAA
Geosmithia morbida is the source of this 1524-nucleotide messenger RNA. RefSeq lists its product as uncharacterized. The transcript is spliced from 3 exons. The coding region runs from base 1 to 1524 and encodes 507 amino acids. Gene Ontology annotation, biological process: proteolysis. NCBI's taxonomy places the organism in Eukaryota, Fungi, Ascomycota, Sordariomycetes, Hypocreales, Bionectriaceae. The record is from RefSeq and is a predicted model, not a curated record. Gene Ontology annotation, molecular function: metalloexopeptidase activity.